AUGAAUGUCAAGUGACAUCAGCGCGUUUAGUAUAUGGUUUUUGAUUAACAGCGACAUAUUAGAUUUUUCCUCCAACAUCGAUCGUGUGUUAUCGGACGGGGGGCUUCAUCGCACUUUCAUGCCCCCUCGCAGUGGCGAUCGGACUAAUUGUAGAGGCAGUAAGAGCGAAUUUUAGCCAGGCACGAGUAAAGUUCUCAGCACCAGGAUUAGUGGGCAUUUCGAAGUUGUGGUGAGAGCAUCGAGAAAGUCGUGAAAGUGUGAACACAAGGAUUAACGGGCGGACGUCAUCAUUAUGGGCACAGAGGCGAAGAUUUUGUCAGGAACGCAGGUUUCCAAAGAAAUACGGGAUGUGCUGCGCGAGAAAGUGAGCCAAUUCACGAAGAAGCUGCCCGCCUUCAAGCCUCGUCUCGCCAUCGUUCAGGUGGGCUGUCGUGAGGAUUCCAAUGUCUACAUCCGCAUGAAGCUGAAGGCCGCUUCUGAGAUUGGAAUAGAUGCCCAGCAUGUGCAGUAUCCGGAGACAAUCACCGAGCGAGAGCUCCUGAGGAAUCUGCAACGGUUGAAUAAUGACCCAACGAUUCAUGGAAUCAUCGUGCAGAUGCCUCUCGACUGUGUCAAUGAGAUCGACUCUCAUCUCAUUACGGACUCCGUGUCGCCCAGCAAGGAUGUCGAUGGGCUCAACACUAUCAACGAGGGACGCGUGUGUGUGGGCGAGAUGACGGGAUUUCUGCCCUGCACGCCCAAUGGGUGCAUUGAGCUGAUCAAGAGGACAGGUGUCCAGAUCGCCGGCGCAAACGCGGUCGUCCUGGGGCGCAGCAAAAUUGUUGGCACGCCCGUGUCUGAGUUGCUGAAGUGGAAUCACGCCACCGUCACCGUGUGCCACUCCAAAACCCUUAAUUUGAGCGAACAGACCAGGAACGCUGAUAUCCUCGUUGUGGCCAUUGGAAAGCCUGAAUUCGUGCGCGGAGACUGGAUUAAGCCUGGAGCUGUUGUGAUUGACUGCGGAAUCAAUGCUAUUCAGGAUCCGACCAAGAUCUCAGGGCAGCGCCUGGUGGGGGACGUGUGCUACGAAGAGGCCCGGCAAGUGGCCUCUUACAUCACUCCAGUGCCUGGUGGGGUGGGACCCAUGACUGUGGCGAUGCUCAUGCAGAACACUGUUCAGUCUGCCGAGAACGCGUACAAGAAGCUGUUGAAAAUGUCGUGGGAUCUCCAAGUGUUGCCGCUGAAUCUCCAGAAGCCCGUGCCCAGCGAUAUCGAGAUUGCGAGAUCGCAGGUACCCAAAGAUGUGUCUCUUCUGGCCGCUGAAGUUGGAAUUAUUCCUGAAGAGCUGUCCUUGUAUGGAACGAAGAAGGCCAAAGUGUCCCUAAGCGUCCUCGAUCGUCUCAAGAGCACUGUCGAUGGAAAGUACAUCGUUGUCGCGGGAAUCACUCCCACGCCUCUGGGAGAGGGGAAGAGCACCACUCUCGUGGGCCUGGCUCAGGCUCUUACGGCGCACAAGAAGAAGAAGGCGUUCGCCUGUCUGAGACAGCCUUCGCAGGGCCCCACGUUUGGCAUCAAGGGCGGUGCAGCCGGCGGCGGUUACUCCCAGGUCAUCCCCAUGGAGGACUUCAAUCUGCAUCUCACUGGAGACAUCCAUGCAAUCACGGCGGCCAAUAAUCUACUGGCUGCCCAGCUGGACGCCAGGAUCUUCCACGAGGCCACACAGACGGAUGCUGCAUUGUACGAGCGCCUUGUGCCAAAGGUGAAGGGCGAGAGGAAGUUCUCCAAGAUCCAGCGCAGACGUUUGGAUCGCCUGGGCAUCACGAAGACCGAUCCCGACACUCUUACGUCUGAGGAAGUGGCCAAGUUCGUGCGCUUGGACAUUGAUCCCACGAAAGUCGUGUGGACUCGCGUGGUGGACAUCAACGAUCGCUACUUGAGGAGGAUCACCAUCGGUCAGGCGAACACUGAGAAGGGCUUCACGCGUGAGACCAGCUUCUCAAUCUCCGUGGCCAGCGAGCUGAUGGCCAUCCUGGCACUCACUACUGGCCUGGAGGACAUGAAGGAGCGCAUCGCGAAGAUUGUCGUGGCUUUCGACAAGUCCGGCAAUCCCGUCACUGCUGAUGAUUUAGGCAUGACUGGUGCGAUGAUGGUGCUGCUGAAGGACACACUGGAGCCUACGCUGAUGCAGACUCUCGAGGGCACUCCUGUCUUCGUGCACGCCGGCCCCUUUGCCAACAUUGCUCACGGAUGCAACUCCAUUAUUGCCGACAACAUCGCUCUGAAGUUGGUGGGUCGCGAGGGUUACGUGGUCACGGAGGCAGGCUUUGGCUCGGACAUUGGCAUGGAAAAGUUCUUCAACAUCAAGUGCCGCACGUCUAAGAAAGUGCCCAACGCCAUUGUGCUCGUGGCCACUGUGCGAGCGCUCAAGAUGCACGGCGGUGGACCUCCAGUGUCCGCUGGAAGCUCCAAGAAGGAGUAUAUGGAGGAGAACCUGGAGCUGCUGAAGAAGGGCCUUCCGAAUCUCCUGAAGCACAUCAGCAACGGCUGCAAGUACGGCAUUCCGGUGCUUGUGAGCAUAAACGCACACGCUUACGACACAGCGGCUGAACAUAACAUGAUCCGAGAGGCUGCCCUCAAGCAAGGCGCUUUGGCUGCUGUGGUGUCUAAGCACUGGAGCGAGGGCGGCGCCGGAGCAGCACUCCUGGCGGACGCUGUCAUCAAGGCUUGUAACAACAAAUCUAAGUUCAAAUUUCUCUACAAUCUGGACAUGUCAAUCGAAGAAAAGAUUAUCCACAUCGCCAAAGAAAUGUAUGGAGCCGGAAAGGUAGACUUCAACACUCGCGUCCACGAAAUGAUGAGAUUGCUAACCGAGAAGGGAUACAAAAAUCUCCCAAUUUGUAUGGCCAAAACGCAACUGUCUCUGUCCGGAAAUCCCGAGCUCAAAGGCGCGCCUACUGACUUCAAACUGCCCGUCACAGAUCUCUACUUGUCCGCCGGAGCUGGAUUCAUUGUGGCAAUCGCUGGAGACAUUAGCAAGAUGCCCGGCCUGCCGACCAGACCCUGCGUCUACGACAUUGACCUCAACACGGAGACCGGCGAAAUCGAGGGACUCUUCUGAGCACUUCCCUCGUUUUUUUGUAGUUUUAUAGGAAUACCAACGCUGCGGAGUGCCUGGGUGUUUUUAACGCAAUAAAGUUACCCCAGAUAGAGGGAAGCGUAA
Molecule: messenger RNA, 3199 nt
Organism: Phlebotomus argentipes
Lineage: Eukaryota; Metazoa; Arthropoda; Insecta; Diptera; Psychodidae
Gene: pug
Product: C-1-tetrahydrofolate synthase, cytoplasmic
Exons: 9
Coding region: 293-3097 (934 amino acids)
Biological process (GO): tetrahydrofolate interconversion
Cellular component (GO): cytosol
Molecular function (GO): formate-tetrahydrofolate ligase activity; ATP binding; methylenetetrahydrofolate dehydrogenase (NADP+) activity
Source: RefSeq, a predicted model, not a curated record